GUCUACGCGGGCUCGGCCAUCAAUACCAAAGCAAGCACGACUGAGGUCCUGAUCGACCUCUCCUGCUACCUCCAAGAAGGUUCGAACGAUGACGGCAGCAUCUGGUGCGGCCUCAUCUUCAGCUUGUGCUACGACGGCUUCAAAGCAAGUAUGCCAGAGAUCCAAGCCGACUUCCACUGCUACCUCAAAGAUGUCCCUAACGACGACGGCACCGACAGCAUCGUCUGGAGCAGCCUCGUCAUCCGCGGGUGUCUCUACAUAAUCUCCUUGUCUCACAUGUAUCACAGACUCCAGCGUCCAGACCGCGUGUUGGACCACUUCACUCUUAUGACGUUUCACUGGAUGAAGUUGAAGGCGUUAGAUCGCAAGUCCCUACCCUCAG
Molecule: messenger RNA, 382 nt
Organism: Prorocentrum cordatum
Lineage: Eukaryota; Dinophyceae; Prorocentrales; Prorocentraceae
Source: the annotation of a GenBank genome assembly